This is a messenger RNA of Python bivittatus (Burmese python), 2569 nucleotides long. RefSeq names its product methylphosphate capping enzyme (gene MEPCE). Gene Ontology annotation, molecular function: O-methyltransferase activity; RNA methyltransferase activity; snRNA binding. The record is from RefSeq and is a predicted model, not a curated record. Gene Ontology annotation, biological process: snRNA modification. Lineage: Eukaryota; Metazoa; Chordata; Lepidosauria; Squamata; Pythonidae.
UCUGAGUUCCUGCUGGGGGGCAACAUCUUCGACCCGCUCAACCUCAACAGCCUCUUGGACGAGGAGGUCAACCAGGCGCUCAACGCCGAGACCCCCAAGUCGUCACCGCUGCCUGCCAAGGGCCGGGACCCAGUGGAGAUCCUCAUCCCCAAGGACAUCACCGACCCCCUGAGCCUCAACAACGCCCAGGAGGACCCCCCGGUGCUGGCCUCCCCCAUCAAAGCCGGGCGCAAGCGGCACCGCCACCGGGGGGCCCAGCGUGCCGUGGGGGGCUUGGAGGGGGGCGGCAAGCCCCCCCCCGCCACCACCGCCGCCUGCAAGUCGUGCCAGAAGGCCUGCAACGGGGCCACCCCACAGCCCUACGAACUCAACACUGCCAUCAACUGCAGGGACGAGGUGGUCUCUCCCCUGCUGCUGGAGAGCGGGGAACUGCCGCCGGCCCAGCAGGCCUCGAGGAGCAUCACCCCCUCAUGCCCGUCCACAGCCUCUUCAGUAAGUGCCGGGAGCCGCCACCACCAUCGCAAAAGGCGCAGGACUUGUAGCAAAUCGGAAGGGGCAGGGGCCCGGCAGCAGGGAGCCAGCCACCCCUCCGGUGAGCAGCCUAGCCGAAGCAGCCCAGAGCGGGGGCAAAGCAUGCCGCGGGUCCGUCACCCCCAGGCUUCCUCCAUGCAGCAGCCUCAGCCUCGCCGGGCGCUGCAACACAAGUUCCAGUACGGCAAUUACUGCAAGUACUACGGCUACCGCAACCCCAACUGCGAGGACUCUCGGCUGCGGGCAAUGAAGCCGGAGUGGUUCCGAGGCCGAGAGGUGCUGGAUGUUGGUUGCAACGUGGGCCACCUGACCUUGAGCGUGGCCAAGAAGUGGGGCCCUGCCAGAAUGGUGGGGAUGGACAUUGAUGGAGCCCUUAUCCAUUCGGCGCGCCAGAAUAUCCGGCACUACCUUUCUGAGGAGAUGCAGGAAGAGCAGCAGCGGCCCCAGGACAGUCGCAGUGAUGGGGAGGGGGGCACCCCAGCCAAGAAAACCUUUCCUGCUUCUCUCAUGGCCAGCCGAGGUCCGAUUGCUGCACCAAGGGUGCCCCAAGAAGGGGUUGAUGCAACCGUCUUUCCUAACAACGUGAUCUUUGUCAAGGGCAACUACGUCCUGGACCGGGAGGAGCUGCUGGAAGCCCAGAAGCCAGAGUACGACGUGAUCCUCUGUCUCAGCGUCACCAAGUGGGUGCAGCUCAACUGGGGCGACGAGGGCCUGAAGCGUCUCUUCAAGCGCUUCUACCGCCACCUUCGGCCAGGCGGGAUCCUCAUCCUGGAGCCCCAGGCCUGGUCCUCCUACAAGAAGAGGAAGAACCUGACGGAAACGAUAUGCAGGCAUUACCACCGGAUUAAGCUGAAACCUGACCAGUUUCCUUCGUACCUGACCUCCUCCGAAGUGGGUUUCUCCAGCUAUGAAUUGGUCGCCAUGCCCAGAAACACAUCGAAAGGAUUCCAGCGCCCCAUCUAUCUCUUCCGCAAGGCGCACCCUGGAGUGCACUGAGGAGCCCUGCUGUGUCUUGAGCGCCAGUCCCAGGCUGCCUCCUUCUCUUUUCUUGACCUGCCACGGUUGCUUCUGGGGGGGCAGGCAGCUGGGCUAGCCCCCACUGAUGAAUGUUGGAGUCUUCUGAAGGCAGAGGGAGAUCCAAACUGGCCUGCUGUGGAUUUUUAAGCCUGAUGGAGCUGCCUGGCCUGGCCCCAGAAGCAGCUUCCACGCCUCAGCCCAGCGGGGGAUGAAGCAGCACACCCAGGACUCUCUUCAGCACAACCUGAGCCCCUGAUGGGAUGGAGAAAAUAUGGCAUGAUGGGGGGGGAUGGGGGGCCAGGAAAAGGUGAAGCGGCUCUGUCCGGGAUCGGGUCCUCUAUUUGCGAGCAAAUGGGAAAGCGAGAAGAGCUCCCCUUCCCCAGAUGGCAAAAAGGGCCUAGCCAGUUGCUUGUGCCUCUGCCCUGCCAGAGCAGGCUCCUUUUCUUGCCCACCAUCUUGAAAUUUAAGCUGGGGCGCAACAGUGCUUAAGUUCCGCUAGAUCGGAGCAGGGUUGGGGGAUAAAACGGUGCCUCUUUCUUUCCCCCAUCCCUGGGAGUGCGAACAUGGCAAAACGGAUGCAGCUUUUGGGCCUCUGAUACUUCGCCUGGUUCCUAACUUGACUGAUAACCAUCUCUUCUCUGGAAGGGGUGCGCUUCAUUGAGCCUGUAGUGGGGGGGGGAGCAGGGGAGAGGCCUCUCCCUUGGAGAAAGAGACAGUGCUGACUGGAGAACUUCAAGCUAGCUUUGAGGGCUCAGCUGAUCUCUGUGAGGUCCCACAUAGCCCUCUGCCCAAUUAGGCUUCCUUUUGUGCGAUGGGAGAAACAACGUAAGACCCACCGCUUGCUGGCUGUGAUCUUAAAUGAAGAUGCCCCCUCCUUCCAGUCUGGAGCUGUCUGCCUUUUGGAGGGCCAAAAAGAGCCCCCCCCCCAACUGUAGUAGUAAGGUGAUCUUGUUUGAAAGGAGUUUUAUCUUUUUAAAAAAAGUUGAUUAUAUAUAUAAAUAAAGCCUACAGAUUAUUACCA